UAAUUAAUUUCACCGUAUCAAAAAUUUAAUUUAUUUUAUUAUAAAUUUUAUUUAUAUGUUACUUUCUAUUAUUUCCAUAUUAUUUCAUAUAACUUUAAGGUUAAGCUAUCAAAAGACCGAAUAUGCAACAGUUUCUUAAAUACAUUUUUGUCAGUCUUCAUUUCCUCAUUAAGAAAAUAUUACAACCUAUAAUUUGCUAUCACUUAUAGACAUAAAAUGCCUUUCAACAUUAUUUAAUACUAUAAGAACAAUUUCAUAUUUUAUAUGAAGACUGUAAACUAAUCUCUUUUUCUCGCGGUAGCGGUAAAUUUUAAGCCAAACAAAACUAGCGACAGAUGUAUGUUAUCCCCACGAUUACUAAAAUUUGUCAAACCUAUAAGCUAUAAAUAGUUUAAUACAUCCAACAAUAAGAACAAAAGGAUCAUUGAUAUAUAAUUUUCUAAUUGAUCACAAAUACAUAUCUCCUAUACGGAUAAUUCUAAAAUACUCGACAAGGGUUACCAACUAACCGCAGAUACCAGACAAUUGAAUGCAAAUAUGUUUUCUUUGAUAGAUAAUUAAAAUUAAAUUCAAACUUUUAUAUCUUUUUAUUAGUUUUUAACAUAUUAAAUAUUCUAAAAAGAUCAAAUAUAAUGUUUUAUACAAACAAUGAUGAUUAUAAAUCACGCUAUAUUUCGUUGAUAAAACUCGAACACAAUCCGAUCAAUAAAUGGAAGCCGACUUUAUUUUACCAAGCAGAAUUCACUCAGUCAGCAGGCACCCGCAGCGACGCAUUAUGUUUCGGUAAUCAGAAUUUCAACGUAGCACAAUUUCUUACUUUUCGUCUCUAACAAUAAGUUAUACUAUCACAUUGUUUGACUCCUUUGAUACACUAGGGAAAUGGCAUCAAUAGAAGAAAGCUGGAAAGAAGCAAUUGAUGGAUUAAAUAGUGAUGUCUGUGACACAUGGUUCACAAAACUACAAGAAGCUUAUUCAGAAGAAAAACGUACUUAUCAUAAUCUAGAUUCUCUUCAUGAUAAAUUGAAUUGUUAUUAUGAAAUUAAGAAUAACUUGAAGAAUCCACAAGCUGUGCUUCUUGCCUUAUUUUUUCAAAACUUCGAAUAUGAUCCCAAAGCUUUAGAUGGUGAAAACAAGAAUUUGGAGCAUUUUAAUGCAUUUGCAGAUGAAGCUGAAAUUCCUGCUGAUGCACAAUUAAGAGAAGAAGCUUGUGAACUUCUGAAAGUAGCUGCAACACAUAGUACUGAUGCACAUAAAAUUGGUGGUGCCUUUGGUGGUGAAGAUGCUCAUUACUUUUUAGAUUUGGACAUGGCUGUGUUAGGAUCUUGUCCAGAAAGUUAUGCAGAAUAUAGAGAAAAAAUACGUGGAGAAUAUUCUUUUCUUAGUGAGCCAAUGUAUACUGCAUUACGUUUAAAGGUACUGCAGAACUUUGUGCAGAUCCCAAAUAUUUUUGCCACAAAGGAAUUUCGAGAAAAAUAUGAAGAGCAAGCACGACAAAAUAUUCAAGCUGAAGUUGAAUUGUUGUCUUAGGAUAAUUAAUGAAUUUUAUGCAUGGGAAGAUGUAUCUUUAUGAAGUCUUUGUUACCAAAUAUGUUUAUUACUUAAUUAAUUAAAAAGAAAGAAGUAAGGUUCCAAUUGACACAUAAUUCUUUCAAUGUGUCAGUAGACUUUGAUCUCCAUGUAGAGUAAAGUAGCACAAGCCUAUAUUUUGUGUAUUAGUAUUUAAAGCGAUGGAUGUCAACAGACAUCAUACAGAAGUGUAAUAUAUUAUUAAAUAAGAAGUACAUUCAUGUCCCGCAUUUAGUAUCAAAAUUGUAUGAUAGAGUCUGUUUCAUUAAAUAAAAAUAAUUCUCAUAAUAAAACAAAUUAUAAAGCUCCCAUUUCCAAUGCUAAAUCUUAGGCAUGAAUGUAUAUCUUUCUGUGCUAAAAUGAUAUUCUGAUUUUGUUUAAAUGUUUCUAUAUUUAUUUAUUUUUUUUAUGCUUUCAUUUCUAACACAUUUGUUUCAACAAUAAAAUGCUAAAAGUUAUUUAUCAAUGCUUUUUAUACUAACAAUACAUAAAUAAAUUUUUAAACAUUAAAAUAUAUGUUUGUGUCUUGGUGAUUGCUUCUAAUUAAAGUUACACAUGUAUAAUAUCUAUAAGUGAUAUGAAAUUUGUAUGUAUUCAACUAAUGAGCAAAUUUUAAAUAUUGUUAUAUUGAAUUACAUAUGGAUUAAACUCACAGUUGUAAAAGUAACAUAAUGUAAAACGAAGCCAAAGAACUGUCAAUCUGUCGUAUAAUACAAUUUAUUUUAUUUAACUGAUUAAAUUGAUGUAAAACUUUAAAUAUGUUAUUAUAAAAAAUAUAUGAAUAUUUAUGUAUUAUUUAA
This is a messenger RNA of Bombus huntii, 2366 nucleotides long. RefSeq lists its product as uncharacterized. NCBI's taxonomy places the organism in Eukaryota, Metazoa, Arthropoda, Insecta, Hymenoptera, Apidae. The record is from RefSeq and is a predicted model, not a curated record. The coding region runs from base 880 to 1527 and encodes 215 amino acids. The transcript has 5 exons.